Messenger RNA from Coregonus clupeaformis (lake whitefish), 1208 nucleotides. RefSeq names its product stomatin (EPB72)-like 3b (gene stoml3b). The record is from RefSeq and is a predicted model, not a curated record. NCBI's taxonomy places the organism in Eukaryota, Metazoa, Chordata, Actinopteri, Salmoniformes, Salmonidae. Gene Ontology annotation, cellular component: plasma membrane. The transcript is spliced from 7 exons. The coding region runs from base 55 to 912 and encodes 285 amino acids.
CACACACACACACACCCCUCUCACACACACACAGUCAAGGAGGAGACCUGGUGCAUGGAAAUGGACAGCCAAAUAGAAAGUGGUCAGAAGAGACGAAACACGAGCAAAGAUGAUCUGAUAGCUGAUGUUGGUUCAGGGAGCCUAGGUUGCUGUGGCUGGUUCAUUGUGAUCCUCUCUGGUCUGUUCACCUUCUCCCUGUUCCCCUUCACCAUCUGGUUCUGCAUAAAGAUAGUUCAGGAGUAUGAACGUGCUGUCAUCUUCAGGCUGGGCCGGAUUACAGACCGGAAGGCUAAGGGACCAGGUAUCUUUUUCGUGCUGCCGUGCACAGACUCCUUCGUGAAAGUGGACCUGAGAACCGUAUCAUUCGACAUCCCUCCCCAGGAGAUCCUGACAAAGGACUCUGUGACGGUGUGUGUUGAUGGGGUGGUGUACUUCCGGGUGAGCGACCCUAUCUCCUCGGUGGCCAACGUGUUCAACGCAGACUUCUCCACCCGUCUCCUGGCCCAGACCACCCUGAGGAAUGUCCUGGGAACCAAGAACCUGGCAGAGCUGUUGUCAGACCGCGAGGGCAUCUCACACAGUAUGCAGGCCAGUCUGGACGAGGCUACUGACCCGUGGGGUAUCAAGGUGGAGCGUGUGGAGAUUAAGGAUGUGAAGCUUCCCCACCAGCUGCAGCGAGCGAUGGCUGCAGAGGCAGAGGCCAGCCGUGAGGCCAGGGCUAAAGUGAUAGCGGCAGAGGGGGAGAUGAACGCCUCCCGGGCCCUGAAGGAGGCGUCUCUAGUGAUCGCUGAAUCUCCGUCGGGUCUCCAGCUGCGUUACCUGCAGACCCUCACUACCAUCGCGGCAGAGAAGAACUCCACCAUCAUCUUCCCUCUGCCCAUGGACGUCAUCAGCCACUUCAUGAAGAAGUGAUGUCAUCAACACUCACCAUCCACCACUCCUGUCUAAUGCAACAUUCAAUCAGUUGAUUCAGGUGAUUAGUUGAUUUUACAAUUCAAGAAUGUUUCUAAAAGUUUCAUUUAUUUUCAAUGAGGAUUGUUUCAGAUUUCAGGUUCUGGUUUAGAUGGGAAUAAAACACAAUCCAGUAACCUUUUAAAGAAUGUCUGCAUGGUCAAGACGUCUUCAUUUGUCUGUUAUUGUGGAAAUUGAAAACCAUUAACUUUUUUUUUCUAGUGAAAAAAAUAAAUAUAUACAAAUAUGUUGAAAUA